Guyanagaster necrorhizus is the source of this 469-nucleotide messenger RNA. RefSeq lists its product as uncharacterized. Bases 125 to 427 code for a protein of 100 amino acids. NCBI's taxonomy places the organism in Eukaryota, Fungi, Basidiomycota, Agaricomycetes, Agaricales, Physalacriaceae. The transcript is spliced from 4 exons. The record is from RefSeq and is a predicted model, not a curated record.
AACUGCCAGAAAAAUACAUUUCUGGAACGCUCAAUUUCCCUGGUGACGCAAGUCGGCAGAUUUUAUUUAAAAAGACCUCGAUCUUUGGCUUGGAUGGUCGGUUUACCCUCACACCGCUGUGAACAUGUUCUGUCGUCUCUUGGUCGUUGUCUUCCUCUGGGGUAUGCUCCUUGUAUCUGCCGCGCCUACGGGCACCUUGCAAUCCCAGUUACCGUCAGUAGCCGGCUUGAACGCCCAGCCUUUGAUUGAGACGGCUUUGCAAGCCGCAACAGUGCAUGCAUUUGUCCCUACCAGUGGAUCAAGUACGGCAUCACCGCCUAGUAAUGAUGAGGGUAGCGCUGGAUGGCUGAGCCAAAUGUUUGCCUUCAUGAACAAGGAAUGCAAUUCACAUCGUCGAAGGCUACGACGCUACAGUCCACAUCCUUGAUAAAUUCAUUUUACGACGUAUUUCGGCUGAUACCCAUAUCUU